CUUUCGCCCCCGCCUCCGCGCCCGUGAUGCUGCAGAAAUUCCACGGCCCUGAUGUCACCCGCGGGGCGGCCCCCGCGCGCCCUGCUCUUCUCCGCGCCCUGCGCUCCGGCCCCAGAUCGCCGCCGUCGCUUCCCCGGGAAGGAGCCCGGGCCGUGGCUGUCGAGGGAGGAUGAGCGACUGCGAGUUCGGCUACGUCCAGGCGCUGGCCCGGGACUACCUGUGCCACGUGCUGCAGCGGCCGCCGCCCCGGCCCGGCCCGGACCGGGUGUCCCGGCUGCUGCGGGCCGUGGCCUCGGCGGUGCAGAGGGACGCGGAGCGGACGCUGCGGCCGAGCCUGGACGACCUGGACGUGGCGUCCGUGGAGGCGGCCCGGGCCGUGUUCCAGGCCGUGGUGCGCCAGGAGUUCGCGGACGGCGUGGUCAACUGGGGCCGCCUGGUGACCGUGUUCGCCCUGCAGGGCAUCCUCGCCAAGAAGCUGCUCCGCGCGCGCGUCGCCCUGGACCGGGACCUGGACGCGGACACGACCGAGGAGAUCGCGUGCUUCGUGGCCGAGUUCAUCACCUCGCAGGCGGGGGACUGGAUCCGGCAGAACGGAGGCUGGGAACACGGCUUCGUGCGGAAGUUCGAGCCCCGGCCGGGCUGGCUGGCCUUCCUGGGGGCGGCGGGCCAGGUCCUACUGUGCGCCCUGAGGCAGCUCCCCUGACGGCAGGGACCCCGGGGGCUGGGAAACCUGGACUCUUGCGGGAGGGACGGCCCACACCCACUUCUCCUCCUUUUGCACAAACAGCACUCGUGGGGCAACUGGAUGGUUCCGGGGCCGCGGACACCGUGCCCCCCUUUCCACAAAUAAAUCGAAUGUACGUGUCU
This is a messenger RNA of Myotis daubentonii (Daubenton's bat), 867 nucleotides long. RefSeq names its product BCL2 related protein A1 (gene BCL2A1). Gene Ontology annotation, biological process: release of cytochrome c from mitochondria; mitochondrial fusion; intrinsic apoptotic signaling pathway in response to DNA damage. Gene Ontology annotation, molecular function: BH domain binding; channel activity. Gene Ontology annotation, cellular component: mitochondrial outer membrane. NCBI's taxonomy places the organism in Eukaryota, Metazoa, Chordata, Mammalia, Chiroptera, Vespertilionidae. The record is from RefSeq and is a predicted model, not a curated record.